Molecule: messenger RNA, 647 nt
Organism: Oncorhynchus keta (chum salmon)
Lineage: Eukaryota; Metazoa; Chordata; Actinopteri; Salmoniformes; Salmonidae
Product: ribosome-releasing factor 2, mitochondrial-like
Exons: 2
Coding region: 29-343 (104 amino acids)
Source: RefSeq, a predicted model, not a curated record
GAAAAAAAGGCAUUAGCAAUACAGUAGAAUGUUUGUUGGUGACAGUAAUACUACAGUAGUAACAGUGUUGUGUUUGUCCAUUUCUGUAGGCUCUGAGGCAGGCGGGGGGCAGGCGUUGGAGCCUGUGAUGACACUGGAAGUGACGGUGGGGGAGGAGCACCUGAGCCUCGUGCUGAGUGACCUAGCUCAUGGGCGAAGGGCCAUCCGGGACAUCCAAAUUCGCCAUAAAGUUGCUGUUGGCCACCGUGCCCCUGGCCGAGAUGAUGGGCUACUCCAACCCACUGCGAACUCUGACUUCCAGCACCAGAAGGCCCUGCUCAACAAGAUGGCUGGUCUCGCCUGAUGGCAUCACAUCCUGUUCCUGAACUAAAGGAAGUGGCUGCCUGGCUGCAGGACCUGCGAUUGUUGUAUGGGAUUUGACAAAUCUCUGCAUCCAGUUCAAGUGUGGGAUGGCCAUGAGACUAGGAUUGGAUUAAUGGAUUUCCGUACCUAACUGAGAAAGGCCAACAUUCAGUGGUUAUGUUUCUGUGGUAUGAAUGGAUUUUUGGAAAAGUAGGCCAGCAGGAAUGUUCAUGUAAAUACUCCCGUGAGAGCGUUGGCUGUGCAAACAACAUAAAACAAAUCAGGUCAAGAACAUGUGAGCAUAG